Messenger RNA from Xylaria bambusicola, 387 nucleotides. RefSeq lists its product as uncharacterized. NCBI's taxonomy places the organism in Eukaryota, Fungi, Ascomycota, Sordariomycetes, Xylariales, Xylariaceae. The coding region runs from base 1 to 387 and encodes 128 amino acids. The record is from RefSeq and is a predicted model, not a curated record. The transcript is spliced from 3 exons.
AUGCCUAAGUGGGACGGCAAAGCAGAGCGCGACCUACUCCUCGCCAUGCGUAUUGCACAAGGAGAGAAUAAUCUUUCGAAAGGGGAUUGGGAUAAGGCCGCUGAGAUCAUGAAAACCAUGGGACAUGCUGACGCUACGGGCACUGGUAUUAGCCAGCGAUGGUCCAAGGUCAUCUUGAAGAACUUUCGGGAGCAACAAGCUCAGGGAGCCGUCAAAGGUGGCAACGGUGCUACGUCAGCUGCGGAUUCAGCUCCGGCUCCGGCCGCAAUCCCGGGCCGUCGAGGACGCGGCAAGGAUGAUGUUAACAAGCGAAAGAAGCGGGAGCAGGCGCAGGAUUACAAGGGCGAUGCGGAGCAAGCUCAUGUGACCAAAAAACAGAAGCAUUAG